AUGGUGGCAUCGGAGAAGGGGCACGGGUUCAGGGGCAUCACCCAGCGGCCAAACGGGAAAUGGAUAGCGCGGCUACCGUGGGGAGGGACACAAUUGCACUUCGGCUACCACCCCACGCCAGAGGCAGCGGCGCACCACGCCGACAUGUGCCCCUCAUGCAGCGGCGCAUACCUGAUUCAUGGCGACGAGGCGGAGUUCAACCUGCCAGACCUCAUGACCGAGGAGCUCAAGGCCGAGCUGGACGAGUACGAGGACGUGUAUGCGUAUCUGGAUGACUUGAAGAAGGAGUCAGAGGCCAAGCAGGACGCCCGCUUCCGCAAGGGCAGCAGCCGGCACCGGGGCGUCAGCUGGUAUACUGCAGGCGGCAAGUGGCGAAUGCAAGCUUCGUUACGUGGAGGCAGGCGCUUUGAAAAGUUCUUCGACAACGAGGAUGACGCGGCGGCCAAGCCUGCGGCCUCCAAGGCCAGGGCAAAUCGCAAGCGCGCCACAGCGGCGGCGGCAGGAGCACCAAGCGGCAGCGGCGGGGCGGCAGAUGAUAUGGCGGACGAGGCUGAUGAUGAGGCCGAGGAGUCUUCGGACUAUGCCAGCAGCAGCGAGGAGGGCGCGUGGGGCUUUAGGGAUAGCGACGACGACUGGAGCGAUGCCUCGGAGGAGGAUUCUGAUGAAGAGGAGGAGGAGGAGCAGGAGGGCUGGCUGCGGGACCGCUUUGAUGUCUUUUACGACUCCGCUCUGGCCUGCGAGCGCUUUGAGGAGGAGUACGGGCGCCCGCCCUGCGACGACUUUGACGAGAUUGAGGAUUGGGAAGAGGAGAACCCCGGCUGGGUGCCUGAGGAGCUCAAGUUCAUGCUGGCCGACUGGGGAGUGGUGGUGGUGGACUAUGAGGAGGAGCUUGAGAAGUUCCGCACGCAGCGCGUCGAAGUGGCAGAGGCCAAGCAAGCGGCGGCAGAGGCGGCCGUGGGCACUCCAGACGAGGCGAAGGCGGCGCGGGCGGCAGCGCGGGCGCUCAGGGCUGCCGAGCGCAUGGAGGACGAGCUGCCCACUGAGGCAGAGCUGGUCAACCGAGAGGUGGUGGCGUUUGUCAACAAGCACCGCUCGGCGGUGGCGGCAGCAGCGGCGGCCGAGUCCGCGCUCGACCCGCGGGAGCGCUUUGCCCGCUCAGUGCGGCGCUUCAACCUUGAGAACUUGAUCCCCAAGCCGGGCGAUGACAAGAACACGCCCGCCCACCUGAUGGCCGAGCUGCGGCGGCUGGAGCGGGACCUGCCGCAGUACCUGGAGGCGCUUUCCAGCAUGGAGGACCAGGAGCUGGCAAAGGGCGCGGCCGAUAAGCUGGUGAAAGAUGUGCUGAGCAGCCGGCGUGUGGUGGAGGUGCGGGGCUGGGACAUGGCGGAGCAAAGCGCAGAGGCCAAAGCCACACUGCGGCAGCUGAUGGGCCUGGCGGGCGUGGAGCCAAGCAGCAGCGAGGAGAGUGAGAGCGAGGAGGAGGAGGAGGAGCCUUAUAUCCCAACCUUCUUCCCGCGCGGCUUCGAAAAGUGGGGGGUGGAGGAGAUGGCGGCGUUCCUGCGCCACAUCGUGGCUGCCGCCGCUGCUCACACCCCAGGCAAGUGCAUGAGGCUUCCUCCCGCAGCCGCCAAGGGACGCGACGAGGUAGCGGCGCCCCAGGUGGCGCCACGCACCGCCACCGGCGCCAGCAAGGCGCAGCAGGCGCCCGUGCCUGUGCCUGCGCAGCAGUCUGCGGCUGAGGCAGCCGCCAGCACCGCGGCUUUCUUCAAGGCAGCCGCCGCAGCCGGCAACGGCCUGGGUGGCGGUGCCAGCACCACCCCUUCCGCCUCUGCCCCCGCCAUCCCUGCCCCUGGUGCCUUUACCAGCGCUGGGUUCACCGGGUUCAGCUGGGCCACCAGCGCUGGCCCCGGCUUCACGUUUGGCAGCGGGGGCAACGAGGAGAGCGGCGCCGGCGAGGCCAGGGGUGGUGCAGAGGCCAGCGGCAACGGCGCACAGGACAGCGCAGGCGCCGGCACCGACGGCCUCACCCGCGCCGCCGCCACGCGCCUUUGCCUGGAGAUGCGAGCCGAGCGGGAGCGCCAGGCGUCUGCCGCUGCCGCCGCUGCCGCGGGCGGCGGCUUCGGUCCUGCCGACGCUGGGCCCAGCCUGGCAGAGCUGAUGGAGGCAGCCCGGGCGAAUGCUGCCGAGGAUGAGGAGCUGGAGCGGCGGCAGGCGGCUAUGGAGGUGGAGCUGCUGACGCUCAAGAGCGCACUCGCAGAAAAGGGGCUCCGCAUGGGGGAAGCCAUCAGCGCCAACCAGUUUUUGAAGGUGUGCGUGUACUGGGAGGGACAUGUGGCGGCGGCGCUGAGGGCCAAAGACCUCGCCACGGUGAAGAAGAUUCUGGGGCCCGACUGGCGAGGCCGCCUGGCGCGUGCGGCGCAGCCUGGUGCCGAGCCGCUGUUUGGCACACAUGACGGCCUGGCCUCGCUGCCGCCCAUCAAGGUCGGCAUCGGCGAAAUCAUGGGGGAGAUGACGGGCAACAUCCCCACCCACUACAUCAGCGCAGAGCUGGCGGGGGAGCUGGGGGUGGAGGUGCCUGAGGGGUCGGGCCGAGCCAUGAUCCCCGUGGUGGAUGACUUCACGCUGCAGAACUGGUUCAUGAAGACCUGCGAGCAGGCGGCGGCAGGCCAGCCGAUGACCGGCUUUGGGUAUGGCGGCGAUGCCGAGGAAAGCUGGAAUGGGAAGGCAUGCCACGUUCCCUGGCCGCAGCCCCACAACCAGCGGAGCCGGAGGGAGAUGAAGGAGGUGCGUGGGGCGUCCGAUGGCGGCGGCGCCAAGAUGGGAGGCCCCUGGCCGGAUGCCGCGGACCAGGAGGAGGCAGAUAGGAUGGCGGCUGCCGUGGUGGCCGCCGCGACCGCCGCCGCUGUGGCGCCCUCGUCAGGGCAGCAGCAGCAGCAGGCUGGGGGUUCAGGGUCGGGGCAGCGCCAGGCCCAUCAGCAGCAGCAGCAGCAGCAGAGGCAGCAGCGUGGGGCUCGCCUGAAUGAGCAGAUGGAGGGGCUGUGCCUGUCAGAGGAUGAUGCUGAUGAUGAGGUGGUGGUGAUGGAUGUGGAGCAGCAGCGGCGGGCCAUGGGCAAGGGGAAGCAGGCGGUGAGGUAG
Chlorella variabilis is the source of this 3135-nucleotide messenger RNA. RefSeq lists its product as hypothetical. The record is from RefSeq and is a predicted model, not a curated record. NCBI's taxonomy places the organism in Eukaryota, Viridiplantae, Chlorophyta, Trebouxiophyceae, Chlorellales, Chlorellaceae. Bases 1 to 3135 code for a protein of 1044 amino acids. Gene Ontology annotation, biological process: regulation of DNA-templated transcription. The transcript has 23 exons. Gene Ontology annotation, molecular function: DNA-binding transcription factor activity; DNA binding.